AUGACGGUAACUUACAAGGACGUUGCCAAGGCAAGCGACAGAAUAAAGAACUACGUCAAUCACACACCUGUUUUGACUUCAAGAACACUUAAUGAGAAGCUUGAGGCGCAAUGCUUCUUCAAAUGUGAAAACUUUCAGCGCGUAGGUGCAUUUAAGUUUAGAGGUGAUAUGAACACCCUAUUGAGUUUAUCGGAUCGCGAGAGGGAAGCCGGUGUGGUUGCGUUUUCAUCUGGUAAUCAUGCACAGGCCGUUUCGUUAGCUUCAAAGAUUUUAGGCGUCAAGGCUACGAUUGUGAUGCCCUAUGAUGCCCCUGCAGCCAAGAUGGCGGCGACGAGAGAAUACGGCGGUAAUGUGGUGCUAUAUGACCGCUAUAAAGAGGACAGGGAGGCCAUUGGACGCGAGCUGGUUGCCAGUAAAGGAUACACACUCAUACCUCCUUUCAAUCAUGCUAUGGUCAUUGCUGGACAAGGAACCGCUACCAAAGAAUUGAUUGAGGAAGUGGGCAACUUGGACUAUCUCUUCGUUCCAUUGGGUGGAGGAGGACUUCUCUCAGGCUCCUCUUUGUCCGCAAAAACACUUUCGCCGAGCUGCACAGUGAUUGGUGUUGAACCCGAGAAGGGAAACGACGGCCAGCAGUCAUUCAGGUCAGGCAAAUUGGUGCGAAUUGAUACGCCUGAUACGAUAGCAGAUGGUGCUCAAACGCAGCAACUGGGCGAGCUAACUUUUAGCGUCAUCAAAGAGCAUGUGGACGAUAUUAUCACGGUUUCAGACGAGGAGCUCAUUACUGCCAUGAAAUUCUUCGCGGAGCGAAUGAAGAUUGUUGUCGAGCCUACCGGGUGCCUAGGAUUAGCAGGCGCACUUUCCCUUCAACAUCAGAUAACCGGAAGGCGCAUCGGAGUGAUUGUAAGCGGAGGAAACGUCGAUCUAGCUCGUUACGGCAAGUUCAUCUCCUCCUAG
Molecule: messenger RNA, 957 nt
Organism: Lachancea fermentati
Lineage: Eukaryota; Fungi; Ascomycota; Saccharomycetes; Saccharomycetales; Saccharomycetaceae
Source: the annotation of a GenBank genome assembly